Molecule: messenger RNA, 955 nt
Organism: Gryllus bimaculatus (two-spotted cricket)
Lineage: Eukaryota; Metazoa; Arthropoda; Insecta; Orthoptera; Gryllidae
Source: the annotation of a GenBank genome assembly
ACUCCUCUUCGAAACUUAGUAUUGGUGGGAAUGAUUUCGAGUGAAGUUAUUCGUGAAAGUGAGACUGCGAAAGAAUUAAUAUAAAUUUAAUAUUAUUUCAUGAAAUAAAACAUGAACCGAGUGUAUUGAUUUGGAUAAGAACUAUUUUUAUAUGGUAGAGGAAGCAAUGCAAGAACACCAGUAGCCAAUCACAACCGAGAAUUUCUGGGACGUUUAUGCACGCUAUCUAUCCUUUCUUGUUGCGAAUAGCCGUAGUUACGGAAUUUUUCAAACGUAAGGAUUUAGUAACAUUAUUUUUUGUACGUUAGUUGCGAAAUUAUUGACUUAAAAGUCGCCCUAGUAUUCAAUGCAGUCACAGCAAGUACAGCAACAACAGCAUCAGCAAAUUACUGGUGCUAAUGUAAUCCUGAAAAUGAACGAUCUACAGCAACUUUCUACCGUUGAGAAGUCAAUGACGAGGAAUUUUACCCUAGGCUUAUUGGAGCUGGCUCAUCGAGAAUAUCAAGCUGGAGAUUAUGAAAAUGCCGAACGCCACUGCAUGCAGCUUUGGCGGCAGGAAACUAACAACACUGGAGUCCUUUUGCUUUUAUCAUCCAUUCACUUCCAGUGCCGUAGACUUGACAAAUCUGCCCAUUUUAGUACAUUAGCUAUAAAACAGAAUCCUCUGUUGGCAGAAGCUUAUAGUAACUUGGGUAAUGUGUACAAGGAACGAGGGCAACUCCAGGAAGCUUUAGAAAACUAUAGACAUGCUGUCAGACUAAAGCCUGAUUUUAUUGAUGGUUAUAUUAAUUUGGCAGCUGCUUUGGUAGCAGCAGGUGACAUGGAACAAGCUGUGCAAGCAUAUGUGACAGCUCUGCAGUACAAUCCUGAUUUAUAUUGCGUACGGAGUGAUCUUGGAAAUUUGCUGAAAGCUCUUGGACGUCUUGAUGAGGCAAAGGUCAACUUUAUCUUCUGA